GCGGGCGGUAAGAUGCCGGGUUAAAGCGGGGAGUGGGCGGCGCUGGGCGCCCUCCCCCCUGAGCUUGUGGGGUGGUGGGCGCAGCGGGAACUCGGCCUCUGAGGGGACACCCGAGGAGCACACUCCUUGGGGCAAGGCGCGGUCGGCCUUGACUUCAUUUAGGGGGUGGAGAGCCGCAGGGGCGCGCUGACCUUUGGGCUCCCGCUCCAUCCCCUAAUUAUCCCACACGCACCCCCGAAACAGCUGCACUGGGCAAGGGGGCGUCUGGUAAUCUUGGGGGGGGGGGUUAAGGUUCCUACUACCCCACAGAAGUGCAUGCGCUUCUCCCUCUCUUGCCCCCAUUUCCCCAGCGUCGCUAAUUGAUUGUCCCCAGCUCUGUUUUGGUCACCUAUGGAAACCUUUCAAAUGGGGCAUUAAAAAAAAGAAAAAAUCUAUUAUCGGUGUUCUGGCGCUGCUGACAACUCUUUUCCAUCACCAAGCCACCCUUGGGAGACAGUUACUACAGCUGCUAUGCAGAAAUAUCCAAAUCCCAUGAAUCCCAGUGUGGUUGGAGUAGAUGUUCUAGACCGGCAUGUAGAUACCAGUGGAAAGUUACAUAGCCACAGGUUGCUCAGUACCGAAUGGGGGAUGCCAUCAAUUGUAAAAUCACUUAUUGGUGCUUGUCGAACAAGGACAUAUAUACAAGAACACUCCAUAGUUGACCCAGUAGAGAAAGUACUGGAGCUCAAUUCUAGUAAUAUUUCGUUUACAAAUCUGGUGUCAGUAGAUGAGAGAUUAAUCUAUAAACCGCAUCCUGAAAAGCCAGAAAAAACCAUUUUGACCCAAGAAGCAACGAUUUGUGUGAAAGGGGUUAGCGUCAGCAGUUACCUGGAAGGACUAAUGGAGAACACAAUCUCUUCUAAUGCUAAAAAAGGACGUGAAGCACUCGAAUGGGUAAUCAACAAACUGAAUGCCGAAAUAGAGGAAUUCACUUCUUCAGCAAGAGGAAACAUGAGGUCUUCUAUGGCAGCCGCAGCCUUUAUGGAGAAAUAAAAUAUAGCUAUAUUUGUCUAUAUCAGGCCUGAACAUAUGAAGCAAGUAGUUGUAAACUUCCUUCAAGCUGGAAAUAUUUAUUCUAUCUGUUGAAAAGAAAGAGGACUGUAGAUUAGAUUUUUAAAUUAAAAACCUGGAGAGAAGUUGCAUACGUUCAUACAUGAAGGUAAUAUGCAGGACUCAGUUCCAUUCAACUGUGUUACUUUCAGCUGAAAUAAUCUGAACUUUCAGUUCCUGCAAACACUGGAAGUAUCUUAAAGUUACAACCUAUAAUAGGCCUCCAAUAGAACAAACUGGAAGGUUAAUCUAUUGUUAACCCCAUCUUUGAUAGAAUUCAGGUUUUCCUAGACUCUGUUACUUUUGGGACCCAAAUUAAGAUGAAUUAUCCUGGGUACAGUAGCUUGGGUAGUUUGUGUUGUCAGAACAUUGGUUAUUACUUGAAAUAUGAUUGUUUAUAUUAAAAUGCUGCUUUGUAUGCUGCUGUCAUGAGUGUUACAAUUUGCUAACAUGAAAAGUGUGGCACAUAGCAUUUGUUCCCUUACCUUAAAGCUUUGCUCUAUUAAGAAAUGCUUCAUAAUUUUGAAGGAUUAACCAGCUAAAGAUUUGUACUAGGCAAAUUAUGAGUUUGGCAGAAGCUGCAUGAGAUAACUAAGGGGGGAAAUUUGUUCAGAAAUCCACUAUUUUAGUUUUGUAGAUCGACUUCAAAAAGAUACCGUUACAGUUGCAAAAUGUAAUUUUGUUAUAUGCUCAUUCUUUGGUUUUGCAGUUUCAAGAAACUGGAAGUAAUAUAAAUAUGUAAACUCUGAGACAGAAGUAUUUGUUCCAUUUCAAAUGUACUGUAACAUUGUUAAAUGAAUUGCAUAAUGAUUUAUAUGCUUGCUCAGCAGGACAUCAUGGACUAUUAACAUUUCUUAAAUAGUAAAUUGUUUCUUCUGUCUCCAAUAAGGAACAAAAUGUGACAGGUUGCUUAAUUUUGCCAUUUAGUAUUCUUUAAUUCCAUAGCUAAAAUAAUGGUGAGAUUGCAAUAUUCUUCCUGUUCUUCACAGGGGAAUAUUUCUAGAGGUGAAAGUUGAGAAUGGAAUACAAAACCCAAAUGGAAGAUUUUUUAAACAUGGAUAUUGUGUGAAAUAAAAAUAGCAGUGGAAACAAAGUAAUGCUGUUGUAGAAGAGGGCCAAUUAAAAUUUCUGUAUAAGGUACCUUUCAUAUGAAGGCCUGAAGAGGUGGAAGCCUAUUAUCUCCCUGAAGAUACUACACCAAGUAGUAAUUGGCAGAACUAAUGGGUUGCAAGUUCAUUUUGCAAUCUCUAAUUCUGUAGAUCUUCUCAUUUAUAUAUUGAGAACAGUUACAGAAGUCUGCUUGUGCAUGCAAUUUUCUGCCAUAUAAGCAUAUGUCAGUAAAACAGAACUAGCACUAGUUUUGAGUGCUUAUUUAGAUAGAAAUGUAUCCUUUAAUCUUCAAAUGGGGGAAAGCGGAAGGAAGAAAACCUGUGAAUCUGCCUAAGGUUACAAAUGUUUACUUGCAUAUUUAAAUUUUAAAUAUUUUUGUACUUUUUCUUUAUUGCAUUUGUAAAAGCAUAUCAGUUUUUUAUAUAUUUGAGAAUGUUCUUAACUUAAUUAAAAUGUCAAUGUUUGAUAUUCAAAACUGUGUUUUAAUUUUGGUGCAUAGUAACUAUCUGUUCUGAUAAAAAAAGGUCACAGCAUUUAAAUACUGAGUAAUUAUUUCAAAGCCUGUAUAUUUUAUCUUUAAUUUGCUUGGAUCGUUUUCAUAAUUUGAGAGGAAUUGUGGGAAUGGAGAUUAGAAUUCUUAGAUAUUAGGCAAAAGCCUGUGCAAACUUUACUGUCUAGAGCAGAGGUUCCUAAACUUUGGUAUAACAUGCUCUUUCUACUGAAGUAUAUGCUGAGUGUAUGCAAUAUUCUUCUCCUUAAAAAGUCAUCCCCAACCUUCAGCCCUUGGAAAGUGCUUAUGUGCAGCUCAUCCCCUCUUUCUUCCAUUGUAGGUGCUACUUUUUCAUUUUAGGGAAGAAAAAAGCACAGCAGCAAAGAGGAUGGUAUCAGAGUUGUAGCUGUGAUCAAAUUAGUUUCUCUUACAUGCCUUAUGGUUUCCUAAAUCAACAGAAACUACCUUCUUAAAAUUUACCAAAGUGUACAUUUCACUAGAACAAUCAGCAAUGAGUCAUCACUGUAAUUCCCUAUCCCAGUCUUCUUGUCUCAUUAGGAAAAUGUUAUGUUAUGGCAGUAGGGUAGCCACAUAGGUAUGGCCUGUAAGGCAGGGAUUAAUUUGGAAAGAAACAGAAGGCGGAAAUGGACAGGGGGCAAGACUGUAUGGAGAUUUGGCCACACAAGCAUCUUGUCUGUUUCCUGUUAACCUGGAUACAAUAGAAAAUUCAUGAAUGGUUGCUCAGAGAUAACAGGUAAAUCACUCUUUAUGCUAAUAGCUUUAGCAUAAAUUUCAUUGCAGGUGGGGGGGUGGGGAGAAGAGAACCUUCACCUGUGUCAUGGUCCUGAUCUGGAUCAAAGUCCUUGUGGCUUCUAUUUUAAAAAGAACAUUUGCACACCUGUAAAAAUGAGGGCACCAUGCUAAGCUCGGCCAGUCUAAUGGCAGAUGGAAAGUGAUAGGAGAGAGUUGUGGUUCAUUGCUGACAAAGCUUUUGCUAUAGCACCCGGGGGUGGCCCUUGAGAUGCUCUUAUGCUAUGAUUCCUGUCAUCUAACCAUUGGCCAUAUUGGCUGAGGCUGAUGAGAUUUCAAGUCCAGCAAUGUUGAGGGGGACGGGACAGGUUCUCCACCUCUGCUCCAACAGACGCACUGCUGACCGCAGUCUCAUGAUAUUACCUCUGGUGUUGGCUGGUUGGUGACCUCAGGACUCUGCAUCCAGGCCACCAAUUUGCAGUCCUACUUGAGAGUAAGGGGUACCAUCAAGUAAUUCAAUGUCCCCAUUACAAUGACUUCCAAAUAAAAGCUGAUGUCGAAAGAUGAAGAGAGCAACACCCAGUCAUCGCUCUGUUAGGGACUCUACAUGCCCUACAACAUUCCUAGAUACAGUACGCAGUUAAUUUUAAAAGGUAAAGUGGGAGCAGGAAGAAAAGGUUAAGAUGUCACAGGUUGGGAUGGAAAACAUAGGACAGGUGAUGAAGAGAGGAAUCCACCUAGCUAUAGAGCAGGGAGCAAUAAUGCAUUAUUGGAAGGGGAAAGAGAGGCAAAAGUUAUCAGAGACUUGCCCCAAGCAGGUGGUUCCUAACAAUACUUGGCAAAUUAUUUUCUGCUGUAAGCUCCAAACUUACAAUGUUUCAAGGCUCUAGUGAUUUUCUGAAAUGUAUACAAUACAUCCUGUUCAGUCUAUGCCAGCAGAAAUGACAGAGCCACCUGCCUUUACCUACUAAGUAAGCAUUGCAAGGGGGACCCUGAACUGUUUGCAGCUCAAAUUGGUUGCUGGGUUUGCAUCUCCCCCUCUUCCCUCCACUACUUUUGAGUCAUGCCUUCUAGAUUGUAAACCUGCAGGCAAGGAUUGUCUUGUUUUAAUUAUGUACGCCACUCUGCAAAGAGUGGUGAACAAAUGUUCUUAAUUGUAAUACUGAUGAUGAUGAUGAUGAUAAAUAAAUAAUACAAGCUUCCAUUGCUGUCGCUGUCCUGAUUUGCAGUACUGCCUGCCCCAAUUUAAUGUUUCUGUGGAGAACUAACAUCCUGAUCUGGCAGAAUGACAGCCUGGCAUUGGGAAGCUGAAUUCAUAAGGUUUACAGAAUGUUUUAUGAACUGCAUUUUACGUGUAUUUAAGCUUCAAAAAUAUUGCUCUGUGUAACAGAAGAUGCUAGAGUGCUUAUUCCAGCUGAUUUCAAUGAGUAUUCUACCACUGCUCCACGCUGAGUGCUGUUCUGGAGCCAUUAAAGAUUUGCUAGGCGAUGACCUGUAUUUAAAUCGGCAUGCAACAAUUUCCACUCUAGGAGCUGCGGAAAGAUUAGGGUCAUUAAGUGGGAAGAAGUACAGAAGAGCUUUAGCAGCCCAGCUGAAUAUGGCUUGCCUCAGAGGGGAAAGCAAGCAAAUCCACAGCUAUCCAAGGUAUGUACUAUUCUUAAACCUUGAUAUAUGCUUUGUAUUAAUGGCUGGAGUUGCAUCCCAUGCUUCUUCACAGCAUGAAAUUUUUCAGCAGAUAGCUGUGCAGAUGUGCUGCUUUGAGACAAUUAGAAGAAAAGAGCCAAUGGGAUAUUCACCUUGUUAGAGCUGAUCUUUGGUGAUGUGUCUGAUUACUGUAAUUAUUUACCAGCUAGUGUAGUAUGUAUACAAUAAGUGAUGUGUUUGGUGGGUGCUGCUCGCUCUUCUGUCUUACUAAGCACGUGAGCAAGGUGGCUACUUUCCAACAGCCGUUCCAAGGUUAUUUCUCACCAGGAAGGAAAAGAUGGUUUGCCAUUUUUACUCUUUCAGGUUGCUGUCGGUAUUAGAGCCAUGAUCCAUUCAUAAAUCUCUUCCACUUAAGUUAAUGGGGUCUUAAAUGCCUUUUGACUUUUACCGGAUUGUGUGUUCUAUAAACGGAUAAAGAAAUUCACCGGAAUGCAUCACUUACGAUUAAUGCAACAUCACAGUGUACGGUUUGAGUGCUUUUUUGUAUUGUGUUCCUUUUAUCUUUUAUCUGCUGUCCUACAUUUGACAAGACAUCAGAAAAAAUAGUUCCACAGUCAAUCACAUGCUUUGCAAUGCUGAAUGUCUCGGGUUCAAUGCUAAACAUCUCUAAAGAAUAUUGGGCAGAAGGUGUGUAAAUUACAGGCAACUGGAUGGAACAAUAGGCAUCUAAUAUACAAAAUUGCUUCCAAAAUAUAAGUUGUUGUUAUUAUUAUUUAAUAAAUUUAUAUACCGUCCUUCAUCUGAGAAUCAUAGGGUAGUUUACAAUAUAGCAACAGCAAAAAUACAUAACAUAGUAAAGAACAAAAAGAUUAAACCUAUACCCCCAACACACACAAUUUAAAAGGAUUGUUAAUUAGCCAAAGUCCUGAGAGCAGAGAAAUGUCUUUUCCUGGUGCCUAUUAUCAUUAUUAUUUAUUGAAUUUAUAUACCACCCUAUACCCGGAGGCCUAAAGACAUAUGUCA
Molecule: messenger RNA, 6106 nt
Organism: Zootoca vivipara (common lizard)
Lineage: Eukaryota; Metazoa; Chordata; Lepidosauria; Squamata; Lacertidae
Gene: PRELID3B
Product: PRELI domain containing 3B
Cellular component (GO): mitochondrial intermembrane space
Source: RefSeq, a predicted model, not a curated record